Gongylonema pulchrum is the source of this 507-nucleotide messenger RNA. NCBI's taxonomy places the organism in Eukaryota, Metazoa, Nematoda, Chromadorea, Rhabditida, Gongylonematidae. The record is from the annotation of a GenBank genome assembly.
AGUCACUCGGAGCUGUUGGAUAAACUGGAACCGAAUGAGAAGAUCGUGCGUGGUGAAUCCUGCUCGACCACUGCCUGCCUUGUCCAGAAAGUACACGAUGUGACCGGAUCGACUUGGGGGAAUGAGUACAACUGCACAGUGGAUAAAGCUGAUGCCAACUGGCUUUUUAGUUGCGUCAAGCGCCGCAGUGUACAACAUCAAGGCCACGACUUGCCACCGAUAAUUCACUCCCGUCGGCGCGUCGCAAUACACAAUUCGCUAAUGAAAUGUGGUCUUAUCCAAGGAAGUCACUUGGAGCUGUUGGAUAAAUUGGAACCGAAUGAGGAGAAGAUCGUGCGUGGUGAAUCCUGUUCGACCACUGCCUGCCUUGUCCAGAAAGUAUACGAUGUGACCGGAUCGACUUGGGGAAUGAGUACAACUGCACAGUGGAUAAAGCUGAUGCCAAUUGGCUUUUCAUUUGCAUCAAGCGCUGCAGUGUACAGCAUCAAGGCCACGACUUGUCACUGA